This is a messenger RNA of Oryza brachyantha (malo sina), 1473 nucleotides long. Its product is annotated as hydroquinone glucosyltransferase-like. Bases 1 to 1473 code for a protein of 490 amino acids. The transcript has a single exon. Lineage: Eukaryota; Viridiplantae; Streptophyta; Magnoliopsida; Poales; Poaceae. The record is from RefSeq and is a predicted model, not a curated record. Gene Ontology annotation, molecular function: UDP-glycosyltransferase activity.
AUGGAGCCGUUGACCGCCGCCGACGGCGCAGGAGCGGCGCCACACGUCGUCCUGCUUGCGAGCCCCGGCGCCGGCCACCUCAUCCCGCUGGCCGAGCUGGCGAGGCGGCUCGUCGAGCACCACGGCGUCGCGGCCACGCUCGUCACCUUCGCCGACCUCGCCACCCCGGACGCGCGCUCCGCCGUGCUGUCCUCGCUCCCGGCCUCCGUGGCGACGGCCACGCUGCCGCCGGUGUCGCUCGACGACCUCCCCGCCGACGCCCGCGUGGAGACCGUGCUGUUCGAGGUGAUGCGCCGCUCCCUCCCGAGCCUCCGCGUGCUGCUCCGGUCCACCGGCGCGCUCGCCGCGCUGGUUCCUGACUUCUUCUGCCCCGCGGCGCUGUGCGUCGCGGAGGAGAUGGGGGUGCCGGGGUACGUCUUCUUUCCCACCAACGUCGCGGCGCUCUCCGUCAUGAGCCGCACCGUGCAGCUGCACGAUGGCGCUGCCGCCGGCGAGCAGCGCGCCCUCCCGGACCCUCUGGAGCUCCCCGGCGGCGUGUCGCUUAGCAACGCGGAGUUGCCGGACGGGUUCAGGAACAGCACUACGCCGGUGUACGGCCAGCUCAUCGAGGCGGGCCGGCAGUACCGCCUUGCUGCUGGCUUCUUGGUGAACACCUUCUACGAGCUGGAGCCGGCCGCCUUGGAGGAGUCCAAGAAGGUGGCGGAGAAGGGAGCGUUCCCGCCGGCUUACCCUGUGGGGCCGUUCGUCCGAUCAAGCUCCGACGAGGCCGGCGAGUCGGCAUGCUUGGAGUGGCUGGAUCUCCAGCCGGCAGGGUCGGUCGUGUUCGUGUCCUUCGCGAGCGCCGGCAUGCUGUCCGUGGAACAGACGCACGAGCUCGCCGCCGGGCUGGAGAUGAGCGGGCAGAGGUUCCUCUGGAUCGUCCGCAUGCCAGGCCUCAACGGCGAGUCCUUCGCCUUCCGCAACGGCGAAAACGAUCGCCGCGGCUACGACGACCCACUGGCGUGGCUCCCCGACGGGUUCUUGGAGAGGACGAAGGACCGAGGCCUCGCCGUCGCGGCGUGGGCGCGGCAGGUGCGGGUGCUGUCACACCGGGCCACGGCGGCCUUCGUGUCGCACUGCGGGUGGAACUCGACGCUGGAGAGCGUGGCCGCCGGCGUGCCGAUGGUCACGUGGCCGCUGCACGCGGAGCAGAAGAUGAACGCCGUCGUCCUGGUGGAGUCCGUGGGGCUGGCCCUGCGGCCGCGCCCACGGGACGGCGACGCCGGCGGGGCCGCGGCGGUGUCACGCCAGGAGGUCGCGGCAGCAUUGAACGAGCUGAUGCAAGGGGAGAAGGGGCGCGGCGUGCGGCGCCGGGCGACGGAGCUCCAGCGGGCGGCCGCUCGGGUCUGGUCGCCGGAGGAGGGGUCGUCGCGCCGGGCGCUGGAGGAGCUCACCGCCAAAUGGAAGGAGGCGGCGGCGGCGGCGCGCAAGUAA